CAACAAGAACAGGACCCCACCAAUCUGUACAUCUCUAAUCUGCCUCUGUCUAUGGAUGAGCAGGAGCUAGAGAGCAUGCUCAAGCCCUUCAGCCAGGUCAUCUCCACACGCAUCUUACGCGACGCAAACGGCACCAGCCGCGGAGUUGGUUUCGCCAGGAUGGAAUCGACUGAAAAAUGUGAGGCCAUCAUUCAACAUUUUAACGGCAAAUACAUCAAGACUCCUCCUGGAGUUGCAGUGCCUACAGAACCCUUGCUGUGUAAAUUUGCGGAUGGGGGACAGAAAAAACGUCAGAAUCAGGGGAAAUAUCACCAGAAUGGGCGGCAGUGGCCGAGAGAGGGCGAGACUGUGAGAGAGCUGCUUUUUUUCUACUUUUUCAUGUUGAUUUCAACCACAACAAUGUUCGGAAUUACAAGAAUUAUACAUAACCAUAUGCGCAAGAAGUUCAUCCACCUAAAAUAUUCCUGUAAUGUGUACUAUCUGUGGAUAUCACACAUUUGUCAACGUGUGUCCAUCUGUCCUCAGUAUAUGCCUGCAAACACAGCUAUGCAAGGGACCUACAUACCACAAUACGCCCAAGUGCCUCCUUCAAGCAUUACAGCCGAGGAAAAUAGCGUCCAACAGCAGCAGGUUGCCAUAGAGACACCCACAGACCACACAACAUACUCCUACCAGCAUGGCAAGUGAAGAGGAGUGCAUUCAUAGAAGUGAUGGAGGACUUUGGAUACUGAACCACCUCUCUUGACAUAAAAACAAAUGGACAUUGUGAAAAGGAACAGAGAAGUGUGUCUCUUUCCAAUGAAAGAAAGCAGACAGUUUUGCAACUUUUUUUUCUUGGAGAAGACCAACCGAUAAUGAAAGUAAGUGAAAGAUUUGGAUGGAGAAAGCUUUGACUGCAAGAUGUCAUAAAAGUUCAGAGAAAGCGAAGUAAGCUUUUUUAACACAAAGACUCACAUACAUGCACACACACUCCAACACACUUUGAGAAAUAUUUUUCUGCAACUUUAUUUUCUAAAAUGUUCUGCAAAGCCAGAAUGAAACAACUACGAUGUUAAGGCACCAUAAUUUGAUUUCAUGUUUUUGUAAAAUUCUUCAAAGAUUUUGUUGACUGCUUUUGAACCGUCUGCUGCAAAAGGAGGAAUUUUGUACAUAAAAACUGUUUUUGCAAAGUUCUUGCAGCAUUUUUCUUGAAUAUCGAUUUAAGGAAAUCCUGAGGAACCUGCUGAAACCAGCAGCUAAGUCGUUUUGAUAGAACUACAGAAAAAUGUGCUGUAUCGAAGAGCAUUGUAAAUGCACUCAUUGUUUCAAGCAAGAUUGUGUCCAGCAAGACGAGACUGAAUUCUGAAACCAGGACCUCAUAUUCCCUCAAAAUGUCCUUUUUCCCUUCCAAAAUGCUGCUUUAUCUUGUAAGUUAGGUUAUGCUCUGUUUAAAUGUUGAGAUUUAUUUUUGUAUUUGAAGAUCUUUUUUUUUAAAGGAAAAUUUCAAAGAGAAGCUAUUUGAAUUAUAAACUUUUUUUAUGGCUUUGUUUUCAUGUCAAUAGUUCUGU
Sinocyclocheilus grahami is the source of this 1547-nucleotide messenger RNA. RefSeq names its product RNA-binding motif, single-stranded-interacting protein 2-like. NCBI's taxonomy places the organism in Eukaryota, Metazoa, Chordata, Actinopteri, Cypriniformes, Cyprinidae. The record is from RefSeq and is a predicted model, not a curated record. The annotation marks the transcript as partial. Gene Ontology annotation, molecular function: RNA binding. The transcript is spliced from 6 exons.